AUGGAAUUCCUCGUGCCGUUGCAUGUUGCGGACCUCGAAUUGGCCAAGGCGGGACGUUAUCACGUGCAAUCAGUGCAGACGUUUGAGGAUGAGACGGAAGUAGAGAUCUUGACACGGGUGCAGCAACUGGAAGACCAAGUGCUAAGCAGUGAGGCGGGACUCGAGCUGCUUGAGGACGAAUGGCUGGACUUGACAUAUAGUCUUGUCAAGAAGCUUCCAGUGCUUGUAGAGCCAUUGCGAAUGCGUAUAGUCGAGAUGUUGGCGGCCUUUGUGAGCAACGUAACAGAGAGUGUCUUGGCAAGACGCAAGGAGGACGAGGAGGACGUGACAUUGAUCCGCAGUGCUUUUAAGGCCAGUGUCUACUUUCUUGUUACAGCGCUCACAAGUGUCUGCAGUCUACAAUUACAAGCUGAAAAGGGUAUUUUUAAGGCAAAGAAGAGUCAGGCGUCGACUAUUAACCGCAUCAAUUGGAGUAAAGUGAUGGAGGGAGCUAUUCAUAAACUCAGUCGCUCGGUCAGCCCAACGACGUUUGGCUUGUGGAACAUGAAAGUACCAGAGGAGGAAUUCUCUAUGCUCUACUGCAAAGUGGUCUUUGAGCUGCUGGGCAAUGCGACGCUCUGCCGUGGAAAAUUGCUCAAGCCGAAGCUUUACCAUCUUCUUGCAAUGAGUCUACAGAAGGCCCCUGCUAUCCACAUUUCGGUGGUGGCCUCACUCAUUGACCUCAUCUACACACACGAGCAUCUGAGCGCCCCCAUUGCUGAGCUGGUGGAGCUGCUAGUUUUCAAGUAUUCCAACACAACCUUUGCGUCGGAUCUCAUUAGUGAGAUUGGGAAAAUAUCGUCUCGGGACGCCUCGAAAGAUGUGACGGGAACGCGGAACAUUGCCAUGUUUCUUUCAAGUCUGUCAACGCUCACCCCAGCGUUGAUCAUGGGGAACCUGAGUUUUGUGCUAGCUUUGUUGGACUCGGAAGCGUAUCAGCUCCGGAAUGCUGCUGUUACAUGCGUGACACAAAUCUUGCUCUGGAAUUUCCGCCAGUGCGGACAGCAAGAACCAGAUGAUGCUGCGGUCACUGUGGCGAAGAAGAAAUUGCGAAAGCAGAAGAAAAACGGAGAAGUCACGAGCGAUGUGUCGGACAGUGAAAGUAGCAGUGAUGAAGAGGACGACAGUAGCAGUGACAUAAUUGGUGAAGACGCUGGAACGUUCAACGCCGAAGCUCCACGUACUUUUUCUCGCUCAACAAGAGACCAGUUACUUAGCGUGCUUGAGGAUCGCACCCACGACAUUAACUCAUUUGCACGCGGCCAUGUAUUGAAAAUGUGGGCUCUCUUGUGUGAAGAAGGUGCCCUCCCGCUGCAUAUGCUAAAGAACGUGACAUUAAUGGCCGUGGGGCGAUUGCAGGAUAAGGCGGCGGUGGUUCGCCGUCACAGCAUCCACUUGCUUUCAUUACUACUGGAAAGAAACCCUUUUAUGGGAAACUUAGAUCGUGAAUUUUAUGCGAAGAAGCGUGACGCGUUAACAGAAAAGAUGACGAAAAAGCGGGAUGAAGUAAUAGCCGGUGCGGAGAAGGAGAUGAACGAAGCGAUGGGUGGAAUCACCCUACUGAAAGAAGGCAUGGAAGCUCCUACAUCAGCUAUAUCUUUGGAAGAACAAGCUGCGGUACUUGAAAAAGAGCUGCAGAAGACUGUGCAUCUGUUAAAGUUUCACCAGGACGCAAUCGACUUUAUUGACGAGUUCGAGCUGCAAGCAAUUCCAUUAAUGGGUCAGCUGCUGGGCAGUAAAUCAGUUUCUGAUGUACUGGAAGCCAUCCAGUUUUUUGAAAAAGCAUACCGCUUCCAUCUUGGCGCAGCUCAAGCCGGAAUCAAGAAAAUUUUGCCACUGACAUGGCGGUCUGAUGUAUCGAUUCAAGAGCAAUUGUCCAAUACUUUCGUGGCGUUGUUCAUUCGUAUCGAUGAGGAUGACUCUGAGCGAAACUCGCCACUGCUGGUAGCAGAAAACCUUGUGAAGUUCUUAGAUGAGUGCACCGUCGCUGAGUACACGUGUCUUGAGCGCGUCAUGGGGGAACUCCAUCGUAGCCAGAAGGUGCCAAUGGUGGUAAUUAGCUCUCUUUGGGGGUUUGUGGAUGUGACAGUGUACCCAGUAUCUGUUGUGAGCAAUGCAUUGGCUCUACUUAGCAUGAUCGCAAAUAUUGAUGAUUCGAUGUUAUUUUCGAACGAUCGUCUCCGGCAGGUCCUCACAAUGGGUUUUGGCGACGUGGCAUGUAGCCCGGACUCACGAUAUCGUGUUCUUGGAGCUGCCUGUCGUUUGGUACAAUGCAUUCAGCUGGAACCGAAAACCUCAAUAACCAAAUCGAACAGUCAAACCCAAAGACGCAUACAACGCUCGAAUCUAGACGCGACAGAGCAGAUCAUUCUCCGCUUGCAGCAAUUUCUUGCUCUAAAUUUUGUGAGUGACAAUGGAAUUGAAAUGGAGUGCCUGCAUUCUACGUGGUUUGACACCGUGCAACAAGCAAUUGAAUCCAUCUUUUCCAUCUGCGAGCGCCCAGAGGACGUUUGUGGUGACGUGAUUAAGCAUCUAUCGCUGCGCCUCUUUGAAAGUGAUACGAACGAUGUGUCGCGUGUAGAGCUGGCACAUUUCUUUUUCGUGUUGGGUCACUCGGCAGUGAAAGUAGCUAUUCAUGUGGAAAAGCUGGCUGCGAAAGUGAAGAAAAUGCGUGGCAAUCGCAAUGCAGCGGCAGGACCCGCUGAUAAUUCGGCGCCAAAUGGCGACGCCGAAGAUGUUACCGCGAUGGAGGAUGAACUUGGUGUGGCUGCUGAGGUUGAGGCAGAGGAAGACACAUUCGUGAACAAUAUUAUUCAAAAGGAAAUUGCCUGCCGCAACCUGCUUGGAGUGUAUGGUCCACUUAUCAUCCGUGUGCUCGUCGGCGCAGAGAAAGAGUUUAAAAGCGACGAGCUACUGACCGAGUGCGCGGUAGUAGCUCUGAGCAAGUUCAUGGCUGUAUCCGAAGAAUUUUGCGAGAAUCACUUGCAGUUGCUGUUUACGAUCCUCCAGGAUUCUCCGCAGCCUUCCGUGCGAGGUGAUGUGAUCAUCGCGCUAGGAGAUCUCUCGUUUCGAUUCCCUAACUUGGUGGAGCCUUGGACAUCUCACUUGUACAAUCGACUUCGUGAUGUCAACCUUAACGUCCGAAAAAACACAAUUGUUGUUCUUUCUCACCUUAUUCUUAACGACAUGAUCAAGGUGAAGGGACAAAUUAGCGAGAUUGCCAACUCGUUGGUGGACGAAAACGAUGGCAUUCGUGACCUUGCCAAGCUCUUCUUCUACGAGCUAUCGAAAAAAGGCAAUAAUCCCAUUUACAACAUGCUACCAGACGCAAUCGGCCAACUGUCUACGAGCGAGCUAGUAUCCAAUUCAGACUUCCAGACGAUCACGCGGUUUCUCAUGCAGUUCAUUACAAAGGAAAAACAAAUUGAGAGUAUUGUUGAGAAGCUGGCUCAGCGUUUCCUGACGGCCUCUAAGGCGCAGCAGCAGCGUAAUCUGGCAUAUUGCCUGACACGCCUAUCACACACGGAGAAAUCGCUCAAGUAUCUGUACCAGAAUCGCAAGCUAUACAGCGACGCACUUCAUGAUAGCGCGGUUGCCGACAAUUUUACGUUGCUGAUCGCGAAAGUUCGGCGGGGGAACAUUGCAACAACGACAGCUGAGAUGAAGGAAGCCAUUGACAUGCUGGAUAAGUUUGUGGUUGGUAAGAAGGAAAGCAAGGAAGAGGAUGAUGAACCCAUGCCUAGUGAAUCCAGGGAGCGUGUUUCGUCGCCGCAAGCCAAGGGCAAGGCGAAGCGCAAGCCUUCCGCGAAAAGUACGAAGACUUUGCGUGCAAUUUCGAAGAAGAGAGGGCGAGCCAAACAAAAGGCAAGCACUCGCAGUAAGAAGGUUACCCAUGUGGUGAGCGAGGGUUCUUCAGACGAAGACUAG
Messenger RNA from Peronospora farinosa, 3966 nucleotides. NCBI's taxonomy places the organism in Eukaryota, Oomycota, Peronosporomycetes, Peronosporales, Peronosporaceae. The record is from the annotation of a GenBank genome assembly.